AUUCAGAAUAGAAAACAAUCAGAUUAUCAUUAUCAUCAUGAUUUUGUGGUUUUCAAUCAGAUUUUUUCUAUUUUCAUCAAUUGUUCUGUUGUUUUUGUUUUCAACGGAAGCUCAUUUUCAUACAAAACGUUUACACGAUGAUCUUUUUAGCGAUUAUAAUCGAUUAAUAAGGCCAUCUAAAAAUCAUUCAUACAAAUUAACUGUAAAUAUUGGUCUUAAAUUGACACAAAUUAUAGAUAUAAAUUUGCGACAACAAGUAAUGACCACUAAUAUAUGGUUGGAACAGAAUUGGUAUGAUUAUAAAUUAACAUGGGAUCCAAAUGAUUAUGGUGGUGUUGAUAUGAUCAAUGUUCCAGCUGAAAAUAUAUGGCUUCCAGAUAUAGUUUUAUUUAAUAAUGCGGAUGGCAAUUAUGAGGUAACAUUAAUGACUAAAGCAACAGUCUAUAGUACUGGUUUGGUUGUUUGGAAUCCACCGGCAUUAUACAAAAGUACAUGUAAAAUUGAUGUUGAAUAUUUUCCAUUCGAUGAACAAUCAUGUUUGAUGAAAUUUGCAAGCUGGACAUAUGAUGGUCAUGAAGUUGAUAUUCGACAUGUUAAACAAGAAGAAGGUUCAACUUAUGUUGAUGUUGGUAUCGAUCUUAGUGAAUUUUAUAAAAGUGUCGAAUGGGAUAUAUUGAUGGUUCCAGCUAAAUAUAAUGAAGAAUAUUAUGAAUGUUGUCCUGAACCAUAUCCAGAUAUUACAUUCAAUCUAACAAUGCGUCGUAAAACAUUGUUUUAUACUGUCAAUUUAAUUAUUCCUUGUGUAGGAAUUACUUUUCUUACAUUAGUUGUUUUUUAUUUACCAUCGGAUAGUGGUGAAAAAGUAACGCUUGCCAUUUCAAUUCUUGUAGCAUUGACUGUGUUUUUCUUACUUCUUGCCGAGAUAAUCCCGCCAACAAGUUUAGCAAUUCCAUUACUUGGCAAAUAUUUAUUGUUCACCCUGAUACUCGAUACACUUUCCAUAUGUGUAACAGUGGGUGUUUUAAAUGUUCAUUUUCGUUCUCCAGCUACUCAUAUAAUGACACCUUGGAUUCGAAAAGUUUUCAUACAUAUUUUGCCCAGAAUUUUGCUAAUGAAACGACCAUCUUCACAAGAUUGGCAUGCAGAAUUAGCAGCAAUUGCCAGGAAAGGUCGUGGUAAAUCUAAAAAAGAAUCGAAUGGUAAUCGUGAAACAUCAAUGAAAUAUAGUGGAAAUUUUCAUGAUUCAAUUGAUUCAUUUCAAGAAUCAAUUUGUAUGUCCGGUAGUCCUGAUCAACCUGGUCCAUCAACAUAUUCAACACAUCAAACACAAGAACUAAAUCAAUUAUAUGAACAAAAUUAUGCUCAUCUUAGACAAAUAUUCAAUAUGGUCGAAAUACAAAAAGCUAUGAAAGGAAUUAUUCAUCUUGCCGAUCAUAUACGAAAAGAUGAUGAAGAUAAUAACAUAAUUGAAGAUUGGAAAUAUGUGGCAAUGGUUUUGGAUAGACUUUUUCUUUGGAUAUUUUCGUUGGCCGUAUUCUGUGGAACAUGUGGUAUAAUAUUACAGGCACCAUCAUUAUAUGAUACACGUAGACCAAUCGAAUCGGAACUUUCAUUGGUUACUCCACAAAUUCAAUCACAACAAUCAACUAAUUUUUAAUUAAAUCAUUUUGUUCAUUAUUUAGUUUAUGUUCGAUACACAUAUUUAAGUAAAGCCAAAAUAGUAUUAAAAAAUCGUUUUUUGUAAAAAUCAUUAAAACCUAUACAA
Messenger RNA from Dermatophagoides pteronyssinus (European house dust mite), 1765 nucleotides. Its product is annotated as acetylcholine receptor subunit alpha-like. NCBI's taxonomy places the organism in Eukaryota, Metazoa, Arthropoda, Arachnida, Sarcoptiformes, Pyroglyphidae. Gene Ontology annotation, molecular function: transmembrane signaling receptor activity; acetylcholine-gated monoatomic cation-selective channel activity. The record is from RefSeq and is a predicted model, not a curated record. Gene Ontology annotation, cellular component: postsynaptic membrane. Gene Ontology annotation, biological process: monoatomic ion transmembrane transport.